Ectocarpus sp. CCAP 1310/34 is the source of this 1323-nucleotide messenger RNA. Lineage: Eukaryota; Phaeophyceae; Ectocarpales; Ectocarpaceae. The record is from the annotation of a GenBank genome assembly.
AUGAUUGCCGCACGGAACUCUGCGGUCGUACAAUCGAAGCCGAAGCCACCUCCAAUGCCUUCGCUAGAAGCCAUCGCGAAGUUGAUAGGAGUCAAUCUGGAAUCGGAGCCAGAGUUAACGCAUAUCGUGUCGGAGAUGCAGACUACUCCGUUACCACCUACGUGGACAAUCGAGGAGAUUGGCGCCGGCCAAACAACAUCUAGAUCGUCACGCUUCACGACCACUGGCAGCACCACUAGCCACACCGCCGACAGCGAAGCCAACCUGCCUGCGUCAACCAUCGCCCCCAAGCUGGAGUACGUCAACCGGUUAACGAGAGAACGGACGUGUACGCACCCGGGGACGCCGUACUUUCUCCGCGCCGUUGAGCAGCAGAGGGUCAGCAACCAGCGUCAGCGUCGCGGAGAAGUUGUGGUGGUGUCCGGCACGUCGCCAAAGGCCAAUAACAGCAAACACAAAUGCAUCAUUGACACCAUGGAUUGGUCGUUCCCGUUGACAACUACCCACCCGGAGGAAGAUCGCCACGCAGGUCAAGGCAGUGCUCCUAGAGUUAGCACUAUCCACGACGACACCGCCGCCAUGGACGACGAACAACCGGUGGCGUCAACCACCGAUUCCGGUACAAACAACAGCAGUAAGGUGCGGGUGGUGCGCAGGGAAAAGCCAGAGGCGGGCAGCGGUACGGUGGCGGCGUCGAGUUUAGCCGAGGAAGAACUAGACAACGGGGCAGCCCGAAGAUCGACUCACCAAAAGCGCGCGCCGAGUCCGGGACGCAAGGGUGGCAAGCGGAGGACGCCCCCACCUAAGUGGCUGGUCUUUACUUCUUGGUGGCACGUGAGGAGAUGUUCUUCCAGCCGCACCGCAGAGACCACAACCGGGACAGAGAACACCGUCAACCGCAAGCACGCCUCCAUACGAUACUCUGCAGCCAACGGAUCCCUCGAGGUGGAACUUGAGGACGUCCCGGCCAUUUUCGAGGUCUCGCACGCCACGGGGAGGCAGACGAAAGCCAGCGGUUUCGUUAAGUGCGUGUGUGAUGGGGUGACGGCUCAGUGGCUCGAGAGUGAGGUCCGAGCCAUCACGAAGGCAAAGGCGGCGUUAAUCGCGGCUAUCGAAGACGGGGGGGACAGCGUGAGAGUCACUUGCCGCAGCGAUCGGCUCCAAGUGGCUGCCUCCGCGCAGCGAGGGAGCGGCUCCGUGGGACAGGCGGCCGAGAUGGACCGCCGAGCUCUGAUACAAGACGUGGCGACCCUGCGGGACAUCCUGGCGAAGACCCAGCCGGAAGAAGCCAGGAGGCUGACCGACGGACUGGUUUUCGCCUGA